GUGAGCCCUCGCUUCGUCACACUCGAUCUUCGGCUGCUUCGAGGUGCGGCUCUGCGGCUGCGCGUCAACUCUGAAAAGUUCACUAUUGAGUGGUUUGGCGGCUGAACGACGCGUAGACACCUGAGCAGGUCGGUUCCAACGUUCUUUAAAGGUUUCAAGGUCUUCAGUUCUUGCAGUGGACCGGAGUCAUGUCCUCCGGUAAGAACAAGACCCAGACAUCUCUGGUCCUCCAUAAGGUGAUCAUGGUGGGCAGUGGGGGUGUGGGGAAGUCGGCGUUGACCCUGCAGUUCAUGUACGAUGAGUUCGUGGAGGACUACGAGCCCACCAAGGCCGACAGCUACCGCAAGAAGGUGGUGCUGGACGGCGAGGACGUCCAGAUCGACAUCCUGGACACGGCGGGGCAGGAGGACUACGCCGCCAUCAGGGACAACUACUUCAGGAGCGGAGAGGGCUUCCUGCUCGUCUUCUCCAUCACCGAGCACGAGUCCUUCAGCGCCACGUCCGAGUUCAGGGAGCAGAUCCUCCGGGUGAAGGAGGAGGAAGUCAUCCCUCUGCUGGUCGUUGGAAACAAGUCAGACCUGGAAGAGCGACGGCAGGUUUCAGCCGAGGAGGCGGCGGCGAAGGCCGGCGAGUGGAACGUCCAGUACGUGGAGACGUCGGCCAAGACCAGAGCCAACGUCGACAAGGUGUUCUUCGACCUCAUGAGGGAGGUCCGCAAGAAGAAAAUGUCCGAGAGCAAAGACAAGAACGGGCCGAGUGGCAAGAAGAAGAAGAAGCACUGCUGCUUACUUUAACGCCUGAGGGCUGCAGCCGUCCAAUCAGCAGCCAGGGAGGAGGUCAGAUGAUCACCUGUAUGAAAACACACAUGUACAGAAAACAUCCACUAAAGCAUGAAGACGCUGGAACCCUCUGAACCACCGGCAGCUGAAAGAAAAAAAAAAAAAAAAAAAAGCCAGAAACUGUAAAAAAUUCACCAGACGUUGAACUUUCCAACAGUCCUCGAACGUGUCACGUGUAGCUUCAGGUUCCAUUCGGAAAAUUCAUUGAAAUAUUGCAACAUUUAAUCAAAAUUGCUUUAUUCUUCAUGCGCUGAUUAAAAAAAUUGACAAAAAUAAACGCUUUACUGUGAAAAUAUUCUGUAAAAAGCAAAAAAUUCUUCACUCUUUGGUGGAACCGUGAAGCCAUCAGCGACUCAGCUGUGAUUAAUGGUCGUGUUAAAAAAAAUUCAGAACGUUUUCAGCUGAACUGCAGCCAAUGUAGAUGGAAUGGAAGCAAAUUGACAUGUAAAUAGUUAAAAAUCACCAAAUUCUAGAGCCAACGCUUAAAUCCCUAGUGUUCGUGGACACGUAGACAUGUCGAUUCCAUGUUUUUUUUAUUUUGUGGAAUAAAUAAUCAAAGAAUUUCAACUUUUUUUCAGGAUUGGUUGCGUUUAAACUCCAUCAAACUGCUCAGAAAACAUUUCUGAGUUCUCUUCUUCUAGACUUUAUAUUUCAGAGAAUAAAAACCGCUGCUGGGAGUUCAGAUUGUUGACGUUCAGCCGUCUACACUGAAAAAACUGAAUAAUUCACCAGAUACUGAACUUUCCAACAGUCCUCGAACAUGUCAUGCUUCAGGUUUCUUUGGGAAAAUCCAUCAUAAUAUCACAACAUUUCAUCAAAAUAGCUUUUUCCUUCAUGCGCUGAUUAAAAAAAUCGCCAAAAGUCAGCACUUUGCUGUGAAAACUUUCUGUAAAAACCUAAAAAUUCGAUGCAACCGUGAAGCCGUCAGUGACUCAGCUGUGAUUAACGCUCGUGUUCCAAAAAUUCAGAAUGUUUUCAGCUGAACUGCAGGCUGUAGAGGGAAUGGAAGAAUUUUAAUUUCAAGUGUUCAUGGACACUUUUACACAUCGAUUUGAGUAAAUAAACCGAGAAAUUCAACUUUUUUUUCAUGAUUCGUUGCGUUUAAACUCCAUCAAACUGCUCAGAAGACAUUUCUGGUUCUCUCUACUUCUAGACUUUAUAUUUUAUUUAAUAAAAGCUGCUGCUGGGAGUUCAGAGGGUCGACGUUCAGCCGUCUACACUGAAAAAACCUCCUCAGACAGAAUGAAAACAGGAAAGUCCACAAACCGUUUGUCUGAACCCGAGUCCAGGACGAACAGGUUGAGGAUAGAAACCCUACAGAUGCUCCCAGAGCUCCUGCCGCCUCGUAGGAAACGUCUUCGUGCCUUCAAACUCUCCAGUAUUCUCAGAAGUUUCCUCUGAAAAGCCAAAAGCGUCUCGUCUCUGAGUCUGUCGUCAGUGUUUCCUCACAUUCCUCGUUUCUAAUUAAGACACUUCCAAACACUCCUUUUGUACGAAGCUUCGUCCUCACCUCCCACCAGUGGAAACUAAUUUAUAGAAGACCUCUAAAGGGAAUAUUUAAACACCGCGUGGCUUCGUUACACUGUCGGACUUUAAACGUGUUUGUGUCGACUUUAUAGACAAACUGUUUGAUAAUAAAAGACCGACUGAUCACGA
Acanthochromis polyacanthus (spiny chromis) is the source of this 2495-nucleotide messenger RNA. Its product is annotated as ras-related protein ralB-B-like. The transcript has 6 exons. Bases 189 to 794 code for a protein of 201 amino acids. Gene Ontology annotation, biological process: Ras protein signal transduction. The record is from RefSeq and is a predicted model, not a curated record. Gene Ontology annotation, cellular component: plasma membrane. Gene Ontology annotation, molecular function: GTPase activity; GDP binding; GTP binding. NCBI's taxonomy places the organism in Eukaryota, Metazoa, Chordata, Actinopteri, Pomacentridae.